CAGCAAACCGAGCGCCGAUCGCCGAACGCUGGCGCGGCUGGCGUAAUUGGAGCGUAACUAGUGCAAAGAUUUUUUGGUUAAGAAGCAUUCCUCACUAGAUUCAGUUGAUCGAGAAUAGCGAAAGAGAAAAGUACCGAAUCGCGUGAAGACAAUGAAUGGUGGAACCUCGCUUACAUGAAAAGUACAAAGUGAAAGAAAAUAUAUUUUAUUAAAAAAAAAAAAAGUGAAGUUAGCUGAUUAAAAAUUAUAAGAAACAUAUUCAGACGUACAAACAUAGCUCAGCUCAUCAGUGUAUAAACAUAAGAGAUAAAAUUUAACUAAAAGAGCUGAAAGUGAAAAAUAAAAAUUAUUUCAAAGUUCCGUUAAAUUUCCGCCCGCCUUUGUCGUGUGCAUAAAAAAGUCAACUCAUAUAAAUGAAAAUAAAAUGAUUAAAAGCGAAGAAAUUAUGGAUUCCAAUGGACAUGCGACCGGCCACAAUGGCUUACAUCACAGCACACAUUUACCUCAUCACAACAGCAUAUACCGCAAUCUGCCAUCGAACAUCAUAUCCACGACAAAUUUUACGCCACUCGCGUAUGGCGAUCAAAGCGCCAUGCUGCGCAUGCCACAGGAGUCGCCUGAACUGCAGGAGGAGAAACCCGAUCUCAAUUAUAUCAAUCGCAAAUACUACGCAACUAUGAUGACACAGCAGCAACCGGUGCAUGUCUCGGAGGCUGGGUCCUAUGGCCUCACAUCAUUGCACACUAUGUGUGCCUCACCGCAUCCGAACAGUGAGAAUGACAUUGGCAUGCUGAUGCCGUUAUCACCCAAUUCAUCACCACACAAUGAGGGUGGUCUCAAAGUGCCGCUGUCGGAUGCAUCGGAACUGCAGCAUUAUGCCGCCACACAGAAUCGCGUCAUCGCCUCGAAAAUGGUGGAUCUGAAUUCACAUUAUACACCAACUAUCAAGUAUUGCUCGAGCAAUACGAUUUUCAAUACGUCCGAGUAUUUGCCGCACAGCGAGAGUGAGCAGCCGCCACCGCCGUCCGCAAUACCUGUGUCUGCUGCGGCCAGCUCAAGUGAUAUUAUGACACAAUCCCUGCAACAUAUGCAAAAUGUCGGUGUCGGCGGCAUGUCAUCAGUGGCAAGCGCGUCGUCGACACCGUCGGGUGUUAUAACCAGUUCGCAUAGCGUUUCGGGUCAAUUAUGUUCCACCACCGACACAAUGUCCUAUUCGAAUAAUUCCUCACCGGCUAAGUCGGUGCAUAGCACUCAAAGUGAAGCUGGUCAACAGCAAAAGCAGCAGCAACAAUCACAACAACAGUCGAACUCGUCAUCGUCACAGGAGCUUACACCGCCUGAUACGACGAAAAAAUCCGGCGCCCGUCGCCCUGAGAAACCCGCAUUAAGUUAUAUAAACAUGAUUGCGAUGGCAAUUAAGGAGUCGCCAACGGGGAAGCUAACGCUUAGUGAAAUCUACAGCUUUCUGCAGAAAAGAUUCGAAUUCUUUCGCGGUCCAUAUGUAGGUUGGAAGAACUCGGUGAGGCAUAAUCUUAGCCUGAAUGAGUGCUUCAAAAAGUUGCCGAAGAGCAUGAGUGUGGGUAAGCCGGGAAAGGGUAAUUACUGGACCAUCGAACAGAACUCCGCUUAUAUGUUUGAGGAUGAAGCCAGUUUGCGUAGACGGCCACGCGGUUAUCGAUCGAAGCUGAAAGUGAAACCUUAUCCGAACGCAAAUGGGUUUUACACAACUUCCUCCUAUGAUCCUAGCAUGGACAACGCCAAUUUCUAUACCACACAACCGUAUGCUCCCUAUGACUACGCCACGAGCAGUGCUGCCGCUGCAGCACCAUUCACAGAUUCCUGGAAUUCACACGCUGCCCAUACACAGACCCUGCCACAGUAUUCAAAUAUAGCCGCCGCCUCAUCUGUGUUGCAUGGUAACAACAACAACAGCGCCACACCGCCACUGGCGCACACACUCAGCCCCUCGGCGUUGGUGAGCGGCUCGGGCAGUCCCUCGCAUUCGGCGGCGCUUCAAAGUUCGAAUCCGGGUUUGGAUUACGCGACAGCUUCCAUGGUGGCCGCCAAUUAUCCAUACGCCAGUACGGCUGGUGGUGGUGGCGUCGUAGGAGGUGGCGCUAGCGCCGCAUACAGCCUUGAUAACGGCUUGCGCUCAAUGACUCUCUCGCACAUGCACCAACAUCAACAGCAACAACAUCAUCAUUCAGCGAUGACACCACCACCGCCACCGCUGCCGCCCAGCUCCACAUCCAUGGGCAAUUCUGCGCUCAUUGAUCGAAAGCCCAUCUUCUUACCCUCGAUGACGCCACCCUCAUCUGGACCCAUGUCUACGCCGCCGCUGCAUCACCAGCAUUUGGUGGGGAGCAACAAUGGCGGUGGUGGUGGCUAUUAUGAGCACAUAAAGUUCUCAAAUUGAUAGUUGAGUUAGUAAAAUUAAAUAAAUCUAUUUUAGUUAUAUACAUAUGUACAUAUGUUUGUAUGUAUGCAUUUAGCGCUUGUGGCCGCACCAAUGACAAAGCACCAAAUAAUCCCUGAAAGGGUAAACUAUAUUUAAUUGAACAGUUAAAUACUUUUAUUUUAUUUUAUUUUAUUUUAUUUGUUUGUGAAAAGAAUUUAAUUUUUUAAGUGCAGAAUAAUAAGUUUUAUAGUUAAAAUUUAAACAUAAUAAGUAUGUAUAAAGUCUUAAAUAAAAUGUA
This is a messenger RNA of Zeugodacus cucurbitae (melon fly), 2696 nucleotides long. Its product is annotated as forkhead box protein biniou. Gene Ontology annotation, biological process: regulation of transcription by RNA polymerase II; animal organ morphogenesis. Gene Ontology annotation, cellular component: nucleus. The transcript has 4 exons. The coding region runs from base 425 to 2416 and encodes 663 amino acids. NCBI's taxonomy places the organism in Eukaryota, Metazoa, Arthropoda, Insecta, Diptera, Tephritidae. Gene Ontology annotation, molecular function: RNA polymerase II cis-regulatory region sequence-specific DNA binding; DNA-binding transcription factor activity, RNA polymerase II-specific. The record is from RefSeq and is a predicted model, not a curated record.